Molecule: messenger RNA, 5247 nt
Organism: Rhinolophus ferrumequinum (greater horseshoe bat)
Lineage: Eukaryota; Metazoa; Chordata; Mammalia; Chiroptera; Rhinolophidae
Gene: PKD2
Product: polycystin 2, transient receptor potential cation channel
Exons: 15
Coding region: 69-2945 (958 amino acids)
Biological process (GO): potassium ion transmembrane transport; release of sequestered calcium ion into cytosol; detection of mechanical stimulus
Cellular component (GO): membrane
Molecular function (GO): signaling receptor binding; voltage-gated sodium channel activity; calcium ion binding
Source: RefSeq, a predicted model, not a curated record
AUGGCUCCUGCGGCAGGCGGCGCCGAGCGCGGCGCGGGGCGAAGGCACACCGGCCGCCAGUGACCGCGAUGGUCCACUCGAGCCGCGUGCAGCCGCAGCAGCUCGGGGACGCGAAGCAGCCGCCCGCGCCCCGAGCGGCGGGCCCGAGCCGGCUGAUGGCGGGCGGCCUCCGCGAGCAGACGGGCCUGGAGAUCGAGAUGGAGCGCAUCAGGCAGGCGGCCGCUCGGGACCCCCCGGCCGGAGCCUCGGCCUCCCCGUCUCCUCCGCACUCGUCGUGCUCGCGGCAGGCCUGGAGCCGCGACAACCCAGGCUUCGAGGCCGAGGAGGAAGAGGAGGACGAGGAGGUGGAAGGGGAAGAAGGGGGAAUGGUGGUGGAGAUGGACGUGGAGUGGCGCCCGGGCAGCCGGAGAUCGGCCGCCUCCUCAGCAGUGAGCUCCGCGGGCGCGCGGGGCCGGGGGCUGGGGGGCUACCACGGCGCCGGUCAUCCAAGCGGGAGGCGGCGCCGGCGAGAGGACCAGGGCCCGCCGAGCCCCAGCCCUGCGGGCGGCGGGGACCCGCUGCAUCGCCACCUCCCUCUGGACGGGCAGCCGCCGCGAGUGGCCUGGGCCGAGAGGCUGGUUCGCGGGCUGCGAGGUCUCUGGGGAACAAGACUCAUGGAGGAAAGCAACACUAACCGAGAGAAAUACCUUAAAAGUGUCUUACGGGAACUGGCCACAUACCUCCUUUUUCUCAUAGUCUUGUGCAUCUUGACCUAUGGGAUGAUGAGCUCCAGUGUGUACUGCUACACUCGCAUAAUGUCACAACUCUUCCUAGACACCCCGGUGUCCAAAACGGAGAAAACUAACUUUAAAACUCUUUCUUCAAUGGAAGACUUCUGGAAGUUCACAGAAGGCGCCUUAUUGGAUGGGCUGUACUGGAAGACACAGCCCAACAACAGAACUGAGACUGACAACCGAAGCUUCAUCUACUAUGAGAACCUCCUGUUAGGAGUACCACGGAUACGGCAACUCAAAGUCAGAAAUGGAUCCUGUUCCAUCCCCCAGGACUUACGAGAUGAGAUUAAAGAGUGCUAUGAUGUCUACUCUGUCAGUAGUGAAGACAGAGCUCCAUUUGGUCCGAGAAAUGGAACCGCUUGGAUCUACACAAGCGAGAAGGACUUGAAUGGAAGUAGUCACUGGGGAAUGAUUGCCACUUAUAGCGGAGCUGGCUAUUACCUGGAUUUGUCAAGAAGAAGAGAGGAAACGGCCUCUCAGAUUGCUAGCCUCAAGAAGAAUGUCUGGCUGGACCGAGGAACCAGGGCCAUUUUUAUUGACUUCUCAGUGUACAACGCCAACAUUAACCUUUUCUGUGUGAUCAGGUUAUUGGUUGAAUUCCCAGCAACAGGCGGUGUGAUUCCAUCUUGGCAAUUUCAGCCUGUAAAGCUGAUCCGAUAUGUCACAACUUUUGAUUUCUUCCUGGCUGCCUGUGAGAUUAUCUUUUGUUUCUUUAUCCUUUACUAUGUGGUGGAAGAGAUACUGGAAAUUCGCAUUCACAAGCUACACUAUUUCAGGAGUUUCUGGAAUUGUCUGGAUGUUGUGAUCAUUGUGCUAUCAGUGGUAGCUAUAGGAAUUAACAUACACAGAACAUCAAAUGUGGAUGUGCUACUACAUUUCCUGGAAGAUCAAAAUACUUUCCCCAACUUUGAGCAUCUGGCAUAUUGGCAAAUACAGUUCAACAAUAUAGCUGCUGUCAUAGUAUUUUUUGUCUGGAUUAAGCUCUUCAAAUUCAUCAAUUUUAACAGGACCAUGAGUCAGCUCUCCACAACCAUGUCGCGGUGUGCCAAAGAUCUGUUUGGCUUUGCAAUUAUGUUCUUCAUUAUUUUCUUGGCAUAUGCUCAAUUGGCAUACCUUGUCUUUGGCACUCAGGUUGAUGAUUUUAGUACUUUCCAAGAGUGUAUCUUCACUCAAUUCCGUAUCAUUUUGGGUGAUAUCAACUUCGCAGAGAUUGAGGAAGCUAAUCGAGUUUUGGGACCAAUUUAUUUCACUACGUUUGUGUUCUUUAUGUUCUUCAUUCUUUUGAAUAUGUUUUUGGCCAUCAUCAAUGAUACUUACUCUGAAGUUAAAUCUGACUUGGCCCAGCAGAAAGCUGAAAUGGAACUCUCAGAUCUUAUCAGAAAGGGCUACCAUAAAGCUUUGGUCAAGCUAAAACUAAAAAAAAAUACUGUGGAUGACAUUUCUGAGAGUCUGCGGCAAGGGGGAGGCAAGUUAAACUUUGAUGAACUUCGCCAAGAUCUCAAAGGGAAGGGCCAUACUGAUGCAGAAAUUGAGGCAAUAUUCACAAAGUAUGACCAAGAUGGAGACCAAGAACUGACUGAACAUGAACAUCAGCAGAUGAGAGAUGACUUGGAAAAAGAGAGGGAGGACCUGGACUUGGAUCACAGCUCUUUACCUCGUCCCAUGAGCAGCCGAAGUUUCCCACGAAGCCUGGAUGACUCUGAGGAAGAGGAUGAUGAAGACAGUGGGCAUAGCUCCAGAAGGAGGGGAAGCAUCUCCAGUGGAGUUUCUUAUGAAGAGUUUCAAGUCCUCGUGAGAAGAGUGGACCGAAUGGAGCACUCCAUCGGCAGCAUUGUGUCCAAGAUAGAUGCUGUCAUAGUGAAGCUGGAGAUCAUGGAGCGGGCCAAACUGAAGAGAAGGGAGGUGCUGGGAAGGCUGCUGGACGGGGUAGCCGAGGAUGAAAGGCUAGGUCAUGACAGUGAAAUCCACCGGGAACAGAUGGAACGGCUAGUGCGGGAAGAGUUGGAGCGCUGGGAAUGCGAUGAUGCAGCUUCCCAAAUAAGUCAUGGUUUAGGCACACCCGUGGGACUAAAUGGUCAGCCUCGCCCCAGAAGCUCCCGCCCUUCUUCCUCUCAAUCCACGGAAGGAAUAGAAGGCGGAGGUGGAACCGGCAGUUCCAAUAUCCACGUGUAGGAUGUUUGCUAGUAUAAUAAAUGUGUUCCUAAUAGAUGAGAAGGCGGCUGUCCUGAGUUUCCAUAGCAAGGACACGACAGUAAGUCCUCACUUAACAUUGCUGAUAGGUUCUUGGAACUGUGGUGAACCGCGUAUAACGAAACCAAUGUUACCAUAGGCUAAUUGACAUAAGUAAGAGUUUAGUUCCUACAGCAUCAAAGCUAUCACUAAACGAUGUUAUUCCAAGCCCUGCUUAUUUAUAUGCCCUCACCACCAUAUAAUGCUGGUCUUUGUGACUAAUUGUUAAUUCUUCUGCACUUUAAUUUAUUUUAGAUAAAUUUUUCCCAUGGAUCAAAGAAGAUUUUUUACUUUUUCUCAUACAAGAAAUUAGUUGUAAAUAUUGAGUACAGAAGCAAAAUCUUUGUAAAGUAUUCAGAGUGGUAUACCCACUUGCUACCAUGACUGAGUCUUCUCAGUUUACAAUGAAGUUGCCUUUUAAAGCUAGAAGAGAACUGUCAAAAGGCUUCUGAGUUUUAUUUUCAAUCACAAAAAUCAGUAUUGUCAUUUUUGCCCAGUGUGUGAAGGGAAAGUAGGGGCAUUCCUUCCCACUCAGGCUGAGGUCAUGGGCUUACUACAUAGCUUUCUUUUUUAAAAGGAGCCUUUUAUUUCAACUACCUUCCUGGGGUAAACUUUUCUAAAAGAUGAGCUAGAAAAGAACUCCAAACAGUAGAAUGGGUACGUAGUCAUUAUGCUAAAUUUCGUAUGAAUGGUUAAGGUAAAUGUUGAAUACCAUGCUUUUUUGUUAUUUUAUCGUAUCUAACAUCUGUUGGAAUAACUGUUUCACUUAAUUUUUACACUAUUUUUGCUCUCAUUUGAAAUGAGCUGCAUGAAAUCACCAAAGACCAGUUAUGGGUUAAAAUGUUCUAUCUAAUCAUAACAGGAGAAUUGGAAGGAGCCGUAUCACUAAGUUGGAAUUUUUCUCAUAAUUGGUUUAGUAUAAAGAUUUAUUCAUAUAUUCUCUUUCCCAUAUGACUCAACUUAUUUGCAAGUAACUGUAAUGUUGUAACUAAUCUAGGAUGGACAACUUAACUAAAACUUUUUAGUAUGCACUGAAAGUUUUCGCUCAGCAAAUUUGUUCAUUUUAAAUAAAAUGUUAAAUGUGUUCCAAAUUCAUAUAAAAAUAUUGUAAAACUAAAAUUUGAGUUUUGUACUGUUUAAAGAAUACACAUCUCAAAUACUCUUAGUUCUGCAUUUCAAAACUAGAAUUUCUAUUCUAAAUGAGCUCAAUUUAAUGAAAAGGAGUUUUUGAUAUUGAAAGUUCAUCCAUUAUCAGAAACUACCGUGUUUCCCCAAAAAUAAGACCUAACCGGAAAAUAAGCUCUAGCGUGAUUUUUCAGGAUGACAUACCCUGAACAUAAGCUCUAAUAAGUUUUUUGGAGCAAACCUUAAUAUAAGACCCGGUCUUAUUUGGGGGGAAACACAGUAUCAGCCAAAUUUUGAGUUUGUAGCAAUUUUUGUUGUUGUUGUCAUUAGGAGAGGGUCUCAGCAAAUUUAUGGGGAAAAAAUCCGUUUCUCAGUAAAAAAUAAAAGUCUUAUUUUUCGAAAGUUUUGAAUAAGAUGACCUGAGAGCUAAUGGGACAAGCAAGAGAGCUUGCAGUGCUGGUGAAUAACUCAUUUGGAAAACAAUAGAAGAGGAGCCUGUUUUUAAAUGCUAUGUUUUAAUGCACAUGUGCUUCAUUUAAUUGGUAGAACAUGUCAAUCAAUUCUUCAAUGAAAACAUGAGCAAACAAACCUUUCUAAGUUGGCUUCUACAGAAAUGAUAAACACUGGGUUUCUUUAACAGUUAUUUCCCAUGGCUUCAUCUCCAUCUUUAUUUGCAGUAUGCUGCAAAAGUCCUUUAUUACUAGGUACUAACAUUUGCAUUCCAGGGAUAGUGAGUGUAUGUAUUUAUGUAUGUGUACCAUGUUGUUACAUGUAAACAAACUUCAAUUUGAAGUGCAGCCAUUAUGUGGUAUCCAUGUGUGUUGACCACGUGCCAUAUAUCAAUUAUGGUCACUAGAAAGUCUUUUAUGAUACUUAUUGUUAUACUUUUUUUUAUUUCACCUGUAAAAUUUUGCAAAAUUCUUUCUUUUUACCCAUAAGUUGCCUAUUUUUGUUUUCGUUAGUCAUGGAAAAUUCCCUCCUUAUCCUUCCCCUGUCAUCUUCCCCUCUAUAUUAAUAUUAUUAAGAUGUUACAUAUGCAGGUUUCUCUCAACAAUUGAGAAUUUCAUUAAUGUGUAAUACUGAGCACUUUACUUCUUAAUAAAGACUUGACAUAAAAGUG